Molecule: messenger RNA, 702 nt
Organism: Knipowitschia caucasica
Lineage: Eukaryota; Metazoa; Chordata; Actinopteri; Gobiiformes; Gobiidae
Source: the annotation of a GenBank genome assembly
AUGCAAGCCAGUCCAAAUGUUACCUCCAUCAUGCUGUCCUAUCCAAACCUGACCUUUCCCAAGAGCUGCUUGCGUCACUUGGAUCCAAAACCCAAUGCUUUGACCAUCCUCAGAGGCCCAGGGGAUCCAGACCUGCCCUGGCCCGGCUUCUUAUUGGGACAAACGCCGGCGUCUCUGUGGUAUUGGUGUGCAGAUCAGGUGAUUGUCCAACGAGUCCUCGCUGCUAAAAACAUUACUCAUGUCAAAGCCUCCACCAUCAUGGCCGGCUGUCUGAAGAUCCUGCCCAUGUUCAUCAUCGUCAUCCCAGGUAUGAUUGCCCGUAUCUUAUUUGCCGACGAACUCAUCUGCAUCAGCCCGGAUCACUGCGCAGAGGUGUGCGGCUCUCCGGCGGGCUGCAGUAACGUAGCUUACCCGCGCCUCGUCAUGUCCGUGAUGCCCACCGGUCUACGCGGCCUGAUGCUAGCCGUCAUGAUUGCGGCACUCAUGAGCGACUUGGACUCCAUCUUCAACUCCGCUAGCACCAUCUUCACCCUGGACAUUUACAAGAUGCUACGGAAACAGACCACGUCGCGCGAGCUGGUGAUUCCAUGGUGCAUCACACGGUCCCGCUGUGGAGUGGUGGAGGACUGUUUUGAUGUCGGACCCGGAUACUUGUCUGCCGUAUUCUCUGUCACUUUCCUGCAGCAGCGCAGCUUCAUCUAG